CAGCAGCUCUCUGUCAUCUUUUCUCAACCGAAGCCAAAGUCGUCAGCUUUUUCUCGCAUACUGUUAUUCUCUCCUUAGCCGAGACCUCAGGCGUUUAUAUGUCCAUAAUGAAGCCUAACUGGGAGCCAUUCGUGAAAUCCACUGAAGAUGAUUGGACGGCUGUACCGGACCCCGCCCAGCGAAAGCGGAUCCAGAACAGGCUGUCCCAACGAGCCAGGCGGUCACGACUUGCUGGUAAACAGAAGCAAGCGGCACAGUAUGAGGUUAAUGAGGACGCGGGAGCCCUUGUGAGAAGAGAUGCAGGUCCUAGUCUCGGGCAAUCAUCUACAGAGGGUUCGAGCAUGGCUGUCACAGACAUGUUCGAUGCAAACCUCUUAUAUACCCAAUACACAUCUGAGCAACCCACAAUGGACAGUCAUUACCUCAUCUUGACCGACCUGACCGCCGCCACAGCCUUAGCGGUCAUAGCUCAGCGCCUCGACCUCGACUGCCAGCAAAUUCCAGGCUUCAACAUUAAAGCCCUGACCGACAGUCUUCCAUCUGCUAUAGCGCCCACGCAAUUACAGAAGAGCGUUCCUCACCUGUCGUACCUGGACAUGCUGCCCUGGGCAUCAUUGCGGGACAAACUCCUCAAAUCUCUCUCUAUUAUUAACGAAGAGGAGUUUGCGCGUGAUAUGCAGUAUGGAAGCUUAAAGGUAUGGGGGACAGUACCGUGGGACCCGAUGGGAUGGGAGGUUGGCGAAAGCUUUGCGAAGCGGUGGUGGUUUCUGAUGGAUAGUGGGAUACUUCAGACGACUAACUUUUGGAGGUCUCAGCGGGGAGAGAGGCCAUUAACUCUGGCAUCCCUGCAAAGCUGAACGAUUAAUUCCUCUUCCAUAAAACUAAUUCCGUGGUCUUGUCAAUUAGCUGGUACUUGCGAAAGAGCGCUGAUGCAGGGGAAUGCAUUCUGACCGCAAUUUCUCUGGGCUGCUUCAAUCUGACAGUCUGAAUGACCAGGGUGUCAGACCCAUGAAGGAAACGACAACAUUGGAUUGAUAAGCUGAAACAUAUUCAUAUAUAAAAAGAAUAGUACUAUUUCUUCCCCGCAAGAAAUUAUUAGAGAAGACA
This is a messenger RNA of Fusarium odoratissimum NRRL 54006, 1107 nucleotides long. RefSeq lists its product as uncharacterized. The transcript has 2 exons. The record is from RefSeq and is a predicted model, not a curated record. NCBI's taxonomy places the organism in Eukaryota, Fungi, Ascomycota, Sordariomycetes, Hypocreales, Nectriaceae. Bases 99 to 857 code for a protein of 252 amino acids.